Molecule: messenger RNA, 8736 nt
Organism: Mobula hypostoma (lesser devil ray)
Lineage: Eukaryota; Metazoa; Chordata; Chondrichthyes; Myliobatiformes; Myliobatidae
Gene: atp13a1
Product: ATPase 13A1
Exons: 26
Coding region: 147-3722 (1191 amino acids)
Biological process (GO): transmembrane transport; intracellular calcium ion homeostasis; extraction of mislocalized protein from ER membrane
Cellular component (GO): endoplasmic reticulum membrane
Molecular function (GO): P-type ion transporter activity; ATP binding; ATP hydrolysis activity
Source: RefSeq, a predicted model, not a curated record
AGGACGUAGCACCAGUUGUACAGGAGUAGCUCAAAGUGUGGGGUAAAACGCGCAGUUCCGUGACACUCUUAGCGGAAAUAUGGUGGCCAGGUCAGUCACGUGAGCCGGAAGUGGUAGUAAAGUCGCCGCUGGGUCACGUGGAGGAGAUGCCGGUUGCUGUGCAGCGUCACGAUGUCGGGCCUGUCUCUCCCAGCCCGGCGAUGAGUGCGGUGGAAGCGGAGGCCAAACCUAGGCGGGCGGCCGUCCUCCACGAUGAGCUGGUGGAGAGUGUGUCGCUCUACCGCCGCCGGCACUGGCUGCUGCACGGUACCCUCGGGCCCUUCGCGGCGCUGUACGUCGCCUGGCUGUACCUGUGGGUGUGCCGCUACGGGGUCAGCCAGUACCCGGAGGCGGGUCUCAUCGCGCUCGCCGCACUGGGAAUCGCCCACAUCCUCACCGUAUUGUCCGGGCACUGGUCAGUGCACGCACAUUGCCUGCUUACCUGCACCGCGGAACAAAGUCCUUUCAAAGCAACUUGGGCCAAGGUUGUUCCUACUCCUAAUAAUGGGUCCCCUGAAUUGGUGCCGCUUCAACAUGACCAGGACAAGAAUCAUCAGAAAAUCAUCUCUUUUGAGUUUCAGAAGAUUAAAUACUGGUAUGAUGAAGAUGAAAAUGAGUUCCUUUCAGUGGCUUUUCCAGUAGAUUUUCAACUUCAGUUUUACCAGACUGCCAAGGGAUUCCAGGAUGAAACAGAACUGAAAGCUGCUGAAAAGAAAUAUGGUACAAACAAGGCUGAAAUGGUGGUUCCUGAAUUUAUGCAACUCUUCAAAGAGAGGGCCACAGCUCCUUUCUUUGUUUUUCAGGUGUUCUGUGUGGGUCUGUGGUGCUUGGAUGAGUACUGGUAUUACAGUGUCUUUACCCUUUUCAUGCUGGUGGCCUUUGAAGCCUCCCUGGUGCAGCAACAAAUGAGGAACAUGUCAGAGAUCCGGAAAAUGGGCAACAAGCCCUACAUGAUCCAGGUCUACAGGAACAGGAAGUGGAGACAGAUCUCAAGUGAUGAGCUCAUUCCUGGUGAUAUUGUUUCAAUAGGUCGUUCACCUCAUGAGAAUUUGGUCCCCUGUGAUGUUCUGUUGCUCAGAGGGCGAUGCAUUGUAGAUGAAGCUAUGCUAACAGGAGAAUCUGUUCCACAGAUGAAGGAACCAGUGGAAGAUAUUGCUGCAAAUCACAUACUGGACUUGCAGUCCGAUUCAAAGCUGCAUGUAAUAUUUGGGGGAACGAAAGUAGUUCAACAUACUCCACCUCAAAAAUCUAGUGCAGGACUCAAACCUGUGGAUAACGGGUGUGCUGCCUAUGUCCUGAGGACUGGUUUUAAUACUUCUCAGGGAAAAUUGCUGCGGACAAUCUUAUUUGGAGUCAAACGAGUUACUGCCAACAAUCUGGAGACUUUUAUCUUCAUCCUUUUCCUUCUCAUCUUUGCUAUUGCUGCAGCUGUUUAUGUCUGGGUAGAAGGCACAAAGGACCCAAACAGAAACCGUUACAAGUUGUUUUUGGAAUGUACGUUAAUCCUAACAUCUGUUGUUCCACCUGAGCUCCCAAUUGAAUUAUCACUGGCUGUCAACACUUCCCUUAUUGCCUUGGCUAAACUCCAUGUGUAUUGUACGGAACCUUUCCGAAUCCCCUUCGCUGGGAAAGUCGAAUUCUGCUGCUUCGAUAAAACUGGCACUCUAACAAGUGACAACCUAGUGGUCCGAGGUGUUGCUGGACUCAGGGAAGGAAAAGAAUUAGUCCCAGUAUCUGAGAUUCCCCUGCAGACGCACCGAGUGGUGGCAACAUGUCAUUCACUGGUACAGAUGGAUGAUGGGACAUUAGUUGGUGAUCCUCUUGAAAAGGCAAUGCUAACAGCAGUUGACUGGACACUCACAAAAGAUGAAAAAGUUUUCCCUAAAAGUAUCAGGUCACAAGGUCUGAAAAUCCACCAGCGCUUUCAUUUUGCCAGUGCACUGAAACGUAUGUCGGUCCUCGGCUCCUAUGAAACAAUGGGUUCCACGGAUCUCCAGUAUUUCAGUACGGUGAAGGGAGCACCUGAGACAUUGCGUAGCAUGUUCUCUGAGCGACCUAGUAACUAUGAUUAUGUCCACACUGAGAUGUCGCGAGAAGGAGCAAGGGUGUUGGCCUUGGGAUAUAAAGAGAUGGGAUAUCUGACUCAUCACCAGGCACGAGAAAUAACCCGUGAGGAUUUGGAAUCAAACCUGAAAUUUGCUGGUUUCAUUGUUGUCUCUUGUCCCCUUAAGAGUGAUUCAAAAGCCGUGAUUAGAGAGAUCCAGAAUGCAUCACAUCAGGUAGUUAUGAUCACUGGUGAUAACCCACUGACGGCUUGCCAUGUAGCCCGUGAACUCCACUUCAUCCAGAAAGCGCACACUCUUGUCCUCCAGGCACCACAGAAUGAAGAUGCUACAUGGCAAUGGGAGUCCAUUGAUGGCACGAUUACUGUUCCCAUGAUAACACAAUCCAGUGAAUUAACCCAAGACUACAACCUGUGUAUGACUGGAGAAGGCCUUAAUUACCUAGUUACAGUGGACAAGCCAUUUCUGAUGAAGCUUAUGCCUCACAUCCAGGUGUUUGCCCGGGUUGCACCGAAACAGAAGGAGCUUGUAAUCACCAGUUUUAAGAGCCUGGGUUACACAACGUUGAUGUGUGGUGAUGGAACUAAUGACGUUGGAGCCUUAAAGCAUGCUGAUGUUGGAGUGGCCUUGCUAGCCAACACUCCCGAGCGGAUUCCAGACAAGAAAAGGAAGACAAAAGAUGGGAUAAGCGAUGGGAAAUCCUCUGCUUCUAAUGCAGGCAGCAACAUGAAGCUAAGCUCUCGAGCAGCAAGGCAGCGGUUCAUGUCACAGCGAGAGGAACAGCUUGCUCUGCACCGGGAGCGUCUUAACCAGGUGCUGAAAGACCUAGAGGACGACCAGAUGCCUAUAAUUAAACUGGGAGAUGCCAGCAUUGCAGCACCAUUUACUUCUAAGCUGUCGUCCAUUAUGUGCAUAUGCCAUGUAAUAAAGCAGGGGCGGUGCACAUUGGUGACCACACUACAGAUGUUUAAGAUCCUGGCCUUGAACGCCCUGAUCCUCGCCUAUAGUCAGAGCGUACUGUACCUGGAAGGGGUUAAGUUCAGUGACUUUCAGGCCACACUCCAAGGACUGCUUUUGGCCGGUUGUUUCCUCUUCAUCUCCAGAUCCAAGCCACUGAAGUCCCUGUCCAAGGUACGUCCAUUGCCAAACAUAUUCAACUUGUACACCAUCCUCACGGUCCUGCUGCAGUUUACAGUCCACUUCAUCAGCUUAGUAUUUUUGUACAGGACGGCACAAGAACACUCCUCCUUCAGGACAGAUGAAUUUGUGGAUUUAGACAAAGAAUUUGAGCCGAGCCUCGUGAACAGUACUGUCUACAUAAUGUCCAUGGCCAUGCAGAUGGCCACCUUUGCCAUUAAUUAUAAGGGUCACCCGUUCAUGGAGAGCCUGAGGGAGAACAAGCCUUUGCUGUGGAGUAUUGUUAUCUCCGGCCUUGCCAUUGUGGGCCUGCUCACCGGCUCCUCGCCAGAGUUCAACCAGCAGUUCGGGCUAGUCGAGAUCCCAAUAGAGCUGAAGGUGGUGAUUGCGGGAGUCCUGGUGGCUGACUUCCUGACAGCACUUGCGAUAGACCGGACACUGCAGGCAUUGCUGGGCAGCAGCAGAUUCCGUGUGCCUUCCUGAUACCCGAGCUCACAGAGACCUGGGCAUUAAGCCACUCCCACAGGUGGACUUUUAACACACCGAUGGUUUUCUUAGAUGGCUUUUGAUACAAAGACUGGUAUUUUCAUACCUAAACAAAAACAAUUUGGUGAGGAAACAAUAAAUCCAUGUACCAUCUGCGAGUGUUUGUGAAUUCUGAGCCACUCAGUUCUUCAAACUUACAAACUAUGGAAUGUGAAAUUUUCAUUAAUGCUGCUCUGCUUUUGUUUUAUCACCUCCAUGGUAAAUAUUCUGAAUGCAUUUCAUAUAAAGUGGAAGGUUUUCCUGGUCAUUAUCUGCAGUCAAACACAGCUGCUGAGGCCUGGGUAUUCCACAAGGUGGGGAAUAUGGAUUGUGUCCCUCCAUUCUGGGCCUCUUAUCCACCUGCUCCAUUCUGUGCUCCCUGCUGAAGGCUGAAUCUUCAGUCACCAGACUUGCACGAACCGGGGAGAGCAUAUUAUUAAAAGGUGUAUCUGUCUGGAUGAGUAUUGAACCUUGUCUGAUCACACACCUUUAAAGCAUUUUGGUGUGUUUUGCAGCCGUGUAAAGUGAGAUGUCUGCUGUUCCCUAGUAUAUUCCCAGCAUAAACCUGGACCCUGCUAUCUCUGGCUACUGUAUAAGAUGGCGAUGCACAGAGAUGAAGUAGUUACUCCAGCUCACGAUACUGGUGCUAUUUUUAAAUUAGUGUUUCAAAUUUUCUGGCCAGGGAUUUCAGUUAUCUGAAGCUCUUGUACAUAGAGUGCCACUGAACUCUUAGACAAAACUACAUUUAAUCCAGCAGCAGCAGAGUUAGUAGUGGUGCUUAACAGACUAGGGAUUCUGUGGACAGUGACCUUGCCUUGGCAGCUUAGCCAAGGAAGCAGCAGACGCAGGCGAUGUGAGAGGAAACAGAAACAUGGCGAGAGAGCUGGGGUGCUAGCUAGCUGAGCGUUAACCUGACCAGACAGGCAGUACCAUCACUUUUUCUGGCAAAUAUCCACGAGCUAGAAAAUAAAAUGGACUUGCUGAGAUUGAGAAUGAAUGCACAGAAAGAUGAGAAACUGCUUCAUUCUGCCUUUCACCGAAGCAUGGUUAAACAACAUGCCUGACGGCGUUUCAACUUGAUGGGCUGACUGUUCCGUGCAGACAGGAACUCCCUGGCAGGAAAAUCCAAAGGAGGUGGACUCUGUGUGCCUUGCCAAAGGUUGGUGCACAGACUCCUCUGCAGUUAGCAGUCACUGCUCUGGGAAAACUGAGCAUUUUACAAUUAAAUGCCAGCCCCAUUACCUGCUCAGGGAGUUUAAUGUGAUGUCUACAAACCUCCCCGCCCCUCUCUCCCCCCCCCACCCCCCCACCAAGCGUGAAUGCUAAGGACACACUAGGAGAGCAUUACAGCAUCAUCACUAUCUAUAAAACAAGCAUCCAGAUGUUCUCCUCAUAAUUGCAGGAGAUUUCAAUCAUAUUAACCUGCAGGACAUUUUACUUAAAUUCCACCAACAUGUCACCAUGGUUUCUAGGGGAGCAAAUAGACAUAGUACUUAUAAAGUCAUACCACAGCUUAACCUCGGCUUCUCUGACUACAUCUCCAUAAUGUUAAUCCCAGCAUAUCGACUGCUACUGAAAAUGGAGAAACCAGUUGAGGACAUCAGUGUAUGGCCUAAUGAGGCAAUAUAUGCUCCAGGACUGUUUUGAAUGGAUGAACUGGCAGGUGUAUAACGAGGCUGCACAAACUGAGAAGACAUCUAUCAUCAGCUGCAUCAGUAAUUCUGUGGACAACGUUGGCACCUCAAAAUGCUCAUCUCGUGGCUCAACCAGGAGCUCUAGCUGAAUGCUGAGGUACGCUUCCUAUUAAAAGCUGGGGACAUUACCAUCCAGUCUGGUGACAGAACAGUUCCCGGAGCAGCCAGGAGAACACUUGUUCGAUUAUCGUCAAGGGCGUUACUGACUACACAAGGGAAAAGUGUCAACUACCAGUGAUGCUUCGCUUCCUGAUGCACUAAACAAUUUGUGCAUGCUUCAAGGCAUGCAAUGCAGCCCCGGCCUCAAACGAUGUCCCCUCCCAGAUAAACAGCCACCUUCUGAAGCAGCAGCAGAUGUGGAAAAUACUCUGCAGAGUCAACCCCCAUGAGGUGGCCAGGCCAGACAACGUCCAGGCUGAGUACUCAGGCAAUGUGCAUAUGACCCCACUGGUAUCUUCAGUACUUUGCUCAUCCAAGUUGCUUUCCCUACAUGCUUCAAAUGAGCCACAGUCAUUCCUGUGUCAAAGAACUCUACACCUUCAGAGCUAAAUGACUACCACCUGGUAGCACGAAAUGCCAAUCACCAUGUAGUGCUUUGAACAGCUGAUAAUGGCACAUGUCAGAAACGCCACUCCUGUCAUGUUGGACACUCACCAGUAUGUUUCACUAACAGAACCACUCUGCGACAGAUGCCAUUGCAUCCGUCUUGCACUCUGCCCUGAGACACAGAACUUGUGUCAGAAAGCCAUUGCUGGAUUAUAGUUCAGCUUUCAACAUUUACAGAACUGGGAGAACAAACUCCUACUCCUUGGUCUAAUUACACUACUGUGCAACUAGGUGUUGGACUUUCUAACCAACAGACUUCAGUCAAGAUGCACAACCACUCCUCCCUCCCUAGGUUGUGUACUGAACCCAUUGCUGUAUGCCUUGCUCACAAAUGAUUAUAGGGUUAAGCACCUAAGCAAUCAAGUUUGCCAAUGACGUGGUGGGGCUCAUCAAAAACGAUGAGGAAGUGAAGGAACUCGAGGCCUGGUGCUAGGCAAAUGACCUCUCCCUUAAUGUUAACAAGGUAAAGAAAGUUAUUGACUUCAGGAGAUUCGCACCACCCCUUUUUACCUCAACGGCACAGCAGUGGAAACUUCAAGCAGUUUUAAACUCCCAGGAGUCCACAUCACACACACAAUCUCUCAUGGUCCCAGAACACACCCUAUAGAGAAGGAAGAUUACCUAUGCCCUUCCUGGGGAGGCUGCAGAGAGCUGGAUGUUGCACAUCCAUACUCGUGUCAUUCUACUGAUAAUGCAGUAGAGAGCAUCCUAACAAGCUGCAUCACUGCCUGGUGUGGAAAUUGCACUCCAGUGGGUAGGAAGGCUCUAAAAUGCAUCACUGGCACCAGUCUACCUGCCAUCAAGGAUGUACAGAAAGGUGCUGGAAAUGGGCCAGCAACAUGAAGAUCCCACCCACCCACCCUGCUUAUAGACUGUUUGUCCACCCCCAUUAGGAAGCUAUGUAGCAUGCAAACCGGGACCACCCGACUCAAAGUUACUUUCCUCCAGCAGUAAGGCUGAUCAACACCUCCACCCACUACUUUAUUUUUGUCCGUCUCCUUAUGUGCAGCCUAGUGUCACUUUAUGGGCAUACAAUCUAUGUAUAUAAGAUAUGUAUUUAUAUUUAUUUUUAGUUAUUGUGUUUUUUUCUGUGCUGCGUCGGAUCUGGAGUAACAGUUAUUUUGUUCUUUAUAUUUGCGUACAGGAAAUGUCAUUAAACUUUCUUGAAUCUUGGUGUAUGCACACUAGUUGGCAGAAUGUACAAAAUAGUUCUGACACUGGGGAGAUGUCCUUCCCCAGCUCAUGAAGGUACUGAUUACUUGCAGUGACCAGCAGUAAAGGAAUACAGCACGACAUUUGCCAAAAUAAAACAUUCUAAAAAACAGUACCAUUUUGAGGAAAAAUCCGGGAUUUAAAUUCCAAAUUUAACUUCAGGUGGUAAUGAAAGUGUAACUCUUCGGUUUUACAGAACCGCCAACCAGAACAUUUCACUGCCACCUGGUGUGGCAACUCAUUAUCAUGGAGCAAUCUGUUUGUGUAAUGGCCCAGGUGAUAUUUGAAGUAUCAACAUCCAGGACCUUUCAUAGCUAGUUGGAUUUCAAAUUAUCAAAAUGUUGGCAGAUUGCAAGACAUCGCUUCCCUCAGCAGUGGGAUUGUCCUUUGUUUCUAAUCUCUGCUGCAUGCAUGUUGCCUGUAGUUUUUAACUUUAGCAGGCAAGGCCAGUUCCCAUGAUCCUAAUGACCUUUCCCAUCUCCCACUGGGUUUGCCUGUAUCCAAAUCAUGAUUUUGCAUCGAAAACAAAACAAUUCCACAUUCUUGGAAAAAAUAUUUCAUUUUGAACCACUCUUCUUCCAAUUCCUUCACUACUUCCUCUUUCAAACCUGUUGAUUUCCUCAAUUCCAUAUUUGAUUUCAAAUUACAACUGUGCUAUUUGUGAUGGUAAAUAUAUUAUGAUUAGAAUAUUCUUAUGCAGUAUUCCUUACAUUGAUUAACAUUGCUGUUGGACUUUGACAUGUUUGCUAUGGUGUUUCCUAAGCACUUUACAUUACCCAGUCCAUGGGUAGGGCCCAUUCCUACCAAAUAGAUUGUAACCACACUACCUUGAACAUUGCCCUUUUCUCUUUAUCAGCAUUGUCAUCAUUUGAGUCCCCAAAUAUGUUUUUGUCCCCUCCAUACAUUGCUCCUUGCAGAGGACACCCGUAUUGAUGAUAACAGUAUCUACUUCUCUUUUACCAUCAACCUUGGACCUCUACUGGUUAUGUUGCUAAACUGCCUGAUAUGUAGUUAUGGAUUGUGUGCAUGUUCAAGGAUUUACUAUAAAGCAUGCAUUUGUUAUAACAGCCCUAAUGUGGUGUUUCACAAAAACAGUAUCCAUAAAGCAUUGACAUUGAAUCAGAACAGAACUGUUGACAGAAGUGUGUAUGUGAAAAGAAGCUGGAGCCAUAGGGAGAGCCAGAGCUUGGGGCCUUGGUAACCAAGCUUACGACAUCAUUGCUGGAGCAGUGAAAUUAGUAACGUGGAGCAAGGUAGAAUUCGUGGCAGUGAGGAUGUUGGAGGGUUCCAGAGCUGAAAGUCCUUAAUGAAGAGAAGGGCGUGGUAAAGCAUUUUAAAAAAAAAUAGUAAUUGUAUUUAAAUAUAAUAUCUUAAUUGGAAAAUAAUGGCUCUGGCAGUCCUGAACCUGUGUGAAAACCAAUGAAUGCACAGCAGUAUUGAAUUGCUUGCUCUGUGAACAU